UCCUUAUCUGACUAAAACUCUCUUAAACCUUCUCUCUCUCCAAAUUUCUCUUACUCUUUCUUUACAGUCACCAAACAUAAGAAAGGAAGCUCCUUUUCUUUCUUUCUUUUACUCUGUUUCCUUCACUUGUGGCUUAUUACUUAUUUGGGGUGUGGUUAAAGGAGGAGGAGGCAGAAGUUUUCAAGUUAAACACCAGACAGCUUUCGAUAGUGGUUGUUUUUCAGUACCAAAGGUGGGGGUGGGGGUUAGGGUUUAGGUUUACAAGUUAUGCGAACAGGUGGUUAUACGAUUCAACAGACACUCACUACAGAGGCUGCUUCUGUCUUGAAGCAAUCUCUCACGUUAGCUCGGAGAAGAGGCCAUGCUCAGGUCACUCCUCUCCAUGUAGCAGCUACAUUAUUGUCAUCAAGGACAAGUCUUUUGAGAAGGGCGUGCAUUAAAUCCCACCCUGGUUUCACACCUAAUUACCAGUUUGCCCCUUCUCUUCACCAUCACCAAAACCAAAACCAUCCUCUUCAAUGCCGAGCCCUGGAGCUUUGUUUCAACGUUGCCCUCAACAGGCUUCCCACUAUCCCCGGUCCCAUGUUCCACGGCCAGCCUUCUCUCGCGAACGCCCUCGUCGCUGCGCUCAAAAGAGCUCAAGCCCACCAGAGACGAGACUGCAUCGAACAACAACAACAACAACAAACCCAAACGCAAACGCAGCAGACGCAGCUGCUCGCCGUCAAAGUGGAGCUCGAACAGUUGGUCAUAUCCAUCCUCGACGACCCGAGCGUGAGCCGGGUCAUGAGAGAAGCUGGGUUCAACAGCACCGCCGUGAAAAACUGCGUCGAGGAAUGCUCCGUCUCCUCCGUGUUCUACGCCGGCGGCUCCGUCGUCGGAGUUUUCUCAUCUCCAAACUCCCCCGACCAGCAACCAAACAUCAACAACAACAUGACUCGGUUUCAUCACCACUACCACAACAACCCUAAAGACUUCAACUUUCUAAACCCUAACGUCGGUUUAUGGCAAACCCAUUUCUCAAACCAGUCUCCUAACCAAAACCCACUUUUCAUCUCCUCCUCCUCCUCCUCCCCUCAUCAGUACCUGAGAGAAAACGAUUUAAAACUCGUCGUUGACGUUCUUCUGAGGAAGAAGACGAAGAAGAAGAAGAACCCUGUGAUAGUCGGAGAUUCCGUCUCGUUCACGGAAGUGUUCGUCUCCGAGCUGAUGGGGAGGCUAGAGAGAGGAGAGCUCGGGGAUUUAAAGCAGACCCAUCUCGUCAAGUUUCAGUUUUCACCGAUGGCCUCCAAGUUCAUGAGGAGAGAAGACGUGGAGAUGAACUUAAACGAGUUAAGGAAGAAAGUGGUUUCUCUCACGACCAGUGGCAAAAAUGUAAUUAUCUUCACCGGUGACUUAACGUGGACGAUCAGGGAGGUGAACAGCAACAACAGUGGUGAGAUAUCACCACCGUCUUACAGUCCUUUGGAUCAUCUAGUUGAAGAGAUUGGGAAACUAAUCGCGGACUACGACGACGAGGACGUUGAUGAUGAUGGUUCUAAGACAAGGGUUUGGGUAAUGGGAACAGCUUCGUUUCAGACAUACAUGAGAUGUCAAAUGCGACAACCUUCGUUAGAAACACUGUGGGCUCUUCAUCCUGUCUCUGUCCCUUCGUCAGCUAAUCUUGGCUUAAGCCUUCAUGCGACAAGUGGACAUGAUCAGGCGUGGAACAUGAGCAGUGUUAAUGCGACAAAGUCCUUUUCUGGUUACAAUAAAGCCGAGGAAGAAGAGACAAUAAGCUCUGUGCUAAGCUGUUGUCCUGAGUGUGUUUCUAGCUUUGAGAGAGAAGCAAAAGCGCUUAAAGCUAACCAAGAGAAACUCUUGCCUUCUUGGCUCCAAUCUCAUGAUGGUGACAACUCUCCACACAAGGAAGAGUUAAUGGGGCUGAGGAGGAAAUGGAACAGAGUUUGUGAACAUAUACACAAUCAGACAAGACACUCUAGUCUGAUGGGGUCAAGAUCUGUAUCUCUGAUUGAUUCCUUCGGGUUAAUGCCGAAUCAUCAGCGAGCCACAAACUCUAUCGCCAAGUUCAGACGUCAGACUUCUUGCACUAUCGAGUUUGAUUUGGGCGGAAACGGAUAUGAGAAGGGUGAAUCGAUCAACGAAGCUGAAGCUGAUGAUGACAACGAGAAUGUGAAGACCACUCUUGACUUAGGGCGUUCUCUGUUUCCAUCAGAUUCCGUAACCGAGACGAGAAAGAAGAUCAGUGCUUUGGUCAAAACUUUGGAGGAGAGCGUUCCAUGGCAAACUGUGACAAUGCGUUUGGUUGCUGAGUGUUUAAUGGAUUCCGUGUUGGACAAGAAAGACGGCUGGAUUAUGAUAGAGGGCAACGACAGAGCCGCGAAGAGGAGCAUAGCUCGCACUGUAGCUGAAUCUGUUUUCGGAUCUUUCGAGUGUCUCGUUCAUAUUGAUCUCAAGAAGAAUGACAACGAGUCGAAGGUGAGAGGACUGGAGAAGGGCGAGAAGGUUGUGUUCUUGAUCGAAGACAUCGAUUUGGCUGAUUCACGUUUCUUGAAACUUCUUGCUCAUCGGUUUGAAGAGAAUCGAACCGGUAUCAACCGCCAAGCCAUCUUUAUCUUGACAAAGGAGGAUAAUGCGAGAAACAGAGAGUCCGUUUUGCAAAUAAACUUGGAGGUCAUGGCACGGAGUGCUGGGAGAAAGAGAAAACCUGUUUCGGAUUUACCGGUUAAGGAGGGUAAGAUCAAGAAGGAAGCGUUCUCGAGGCAAUCGAGUUUCAACAGCUCUUACCUCGACCUGAACUUAAAAGCUGAAGAAGAUAUAGAAGGAGAGAUAAGUCCGAUCUCAAGCGACUUAACCGGGGAGGAAGAGACGGAGAUCUCCUCAAGCACUUUUCUAAACAUGAUUCAGAACCGGUUUGUUCUUAACCGGUCAUAUCAACCGGGAAUCGAAAAGGCAAUGAUAACGGCAGCUUUCAGGGAGGUUUUUCCGGAAGAAGGAGACGGAGGUGGGGUUAGGUUUAGCGUGGAGGAGAAGUUAGUGGAGGAGAUUAGCAGCAGCGGUAACUUGAAAAACGGUGCGUUUGAGAGUUGGUUAAAGGAGGUUUUCAAAACGGGGUUACUAACGGUUAAAAAGGGCGGGGAAAAGGAUACGGGUGUAAUUAGGAUGGUGUUUGGGGGUAUAGUUGACAACAACAACAACAACAACAAACAAUAUGGUGGUGGGGUUGGUGGGUACAUGGGUACAUGUCUUCCGAACAAAGUCCAAGUUUCCAAGUUCGAGUAGAUCCUUUGGUUUAAAUUCCUUUUGUUUCUUUUUUUAGUUUUCAAUGUAAAAUUUCCAUUACUAAUGUGGGGUUUGACUGGUGUAACUCGUUUUUUUCUUCCUUCGAUUGUAAUAUAAAUGCGUUUUAAAA
Raphanus sativus (radish) is the source of this 3412-nucleotide messenger RNA. Its product is annotated as protein SMAX1-LIKE 5. The transcript has 4 exons. The record is from RefSeq and is a predicted model, not a curated record. Bases 268 to 3282 code for a protein of 1004 amino acids. Lineage: Eukaryota; Viridiplantae; Streptophyta; Magnoliopsida; Brassicales; Brassicaceae.